AUGUAAUAAAAUGAAUAGUUGUAAAUCGUUAUCUGUGAUGACGAAAAAAUAACUGUGUCUCCAAUAAUAAAAGUUAAUAUUAACUUCAUAAAACUUUUAAUCAUGAUAUAAAUAUGUUUUCAUUUUCUGAUGAUCAAUCAAUUUUAUAUAAUCUAAGAUAAAGUAGCAUCAAAUAAAGGUAUUUAUUAGAAAAUAAUUAAUUUAGCAUUUUCUUUUAUGCCAAAAAAGUUUAAAGUACUUUAAUUCUCAAAUUCUUCUGGUCAUCGAAAAAAAUAAUUAGCAAAAAUCAGAAAUUUUGGGUAAACCUAAUAGACAAAUUGA
Molecule: messenger RNA, 321 nt
Organism: Paramecium primaurelia
Lineage: Eukaryota; Ciliophora; Oligohymenophorea; Peniculida; Parameciidae
Source: the annotation of a GenBank genome assembly